Messenger RNA from Sciurus carolinensis (gray squirrel), 6606 nucleotides. RefSeq names its product podocalyxin like (gene Podxl). The coding region runs from base 1 to 2838 and encodes 945 amino acids. The record is from RefSeq and is a predicted model, not a curated record. The transcript has 12 exons. NCBI's taxonomy places the organism in Eukaryota, Metazoa, Chordata, Mammalia, Rodentia, Sciuridae. Gene Ontology annotation, cellular component: microvillus membrane; apical plasma membrane. Gene Ontology annotation, biological process: cell migration; negative regulation of cell-cell adhesion; regulation of microvillus assembly.
AUGGUAGCACAGAUGGCUAGUCCGAGCUCCAGGGCUAGACUCCUGACCCUCAAACCCAUUACCUGUGUGGCCCUGGGGAAGCUGCUCAACCUGCCAGCAUGGCCACUUCCUCGUAGGUAUCAAGGGUACGACAAGAACAGUACCUCCCUCCCAGCGCCCUUAGGCGUUGCCCACGCACCACGCACCACGCACCACGCACCACGCACCACGCACCACGCACCACGCACCACGCACCACGCACCACGCACCACGCACCACGCACCACGCACCACGCACCACGCACCACGCACCACGCACCACGCACCACGCACCACGCACCACGCACCACGCACCACGCACCACGCACCACGCACCACGCACCACGCACCACGCACCACGCACCACGCACCACGCACCACGCACCACGCACCACGCACCACGCACCACGCACCACGCACCACGCACCACGCACCACGCACCACGCACCACGCACCACGCACCACGCACCACGCACCACGCACAGUGGCGGGCCUGGCAGGGCUGGGUUUCCUCCAGGACGCAGACUCUGAGAGCUCCUGGUCAGUUCCCUUCAUUGCAAAAGGAGAAGGAAACAACUACAACGUCGUAACGGCAGCCGCGGUGACACUUGCUCUCAUCCUUCUUCUCAAGGUCGAUGUGAAGACCCAGCGGGUCGAAAACCAUCACCUUCAUUUCACCGGGAGGAACAUAGGCUUGGAGAGAUUAAGCAAUAAAUUGGUCCAGAUUGCGGGGUGCACAUCCUGCACCACACAUCUGCUCAAAGUCGUGCGGGAUCUGGCCCGCCUGCAGGUGAAUUCCACCUGCCUGGUGGGAGACGCGCUUCUUGGGCGUAGCUGCAGAACGCGCUGCAGCACGCAAGCGCCCGCCCAGCCACCGCCCCGCCCGGCCCGGCUGCGGCUUGCAGGCGCGCUCCUGGGGGAGGGGGCAGAGGCCGGCGCGGACGGGACGGGGCGGGAGUCGUCGCAGUCGCCGGCGGGGCAGCAAACGCGCAGACACCGCCCGGACGCAGCCGCCGCCGCUCCUCUACCGCUGGCUCUGCGCCCCAGCCCGGCUCUGCGGCAGGGAGGAGGGGCUGCCCGAGCACGACUCCGGAGCACGGGGCCACCGCCAGGCCUUGGGAGCCACCGCCAGGCCUCCCGGAGCGGCCCCCACGUUCCAGCUGCCCAGACGCACAGACCCUGCGCCAGCCCCGCAGCCACCUGCUUCGGGCCCCGAGGCGAGGACACGAUGCGCUACGCGAGGGCGCUCUCGGCGCUGCUCCUGCUGCUUCUCCUGCUGCCGCCGUCGCUCUCCCAGGAUGCUGCCGCAGACCAGACCCGCCUUCAGUCGGCAGCCCCAAGCCAGAAGCCCACACCUACAGCAUCCCCCGGCGCACCGAAGACUUCAGCCACAGUGACGACACACGCAGCCCCGACACGCACCAGCCCAAACCCCAAAAGCCCUACGGCGUCCACAGGCAAGGCGGAGGCCCAGACCCCAGCUCAGUCGGGCCCCGCUGACAAAGCCUCUGUGCCCACUGUGAAGGAAGACUUGGGCAACCCUACCGGAGCCCUCAGUGGCUCACAGGGUAGCAGCAUCGGGCCUCCCGCUUCCACGGCUUCUGCCAGCACUGAAGCCACAAGCCUCCAGGAUGGGGACAAAGGAGCAACUGUGCCUGCAGACCACAAGAGCAGCCACGCUCCUACACACCCCUCGACCACUCAGAGAACAGAUCAUUUGGCCCCUCAUUCUUCAGUUUCUGUGAGAACAGAACCCCCUCCUAUGGUUUCACAUGCCAGCCCAGCAAGCUCUGCCCAUUCCACGGUCACUGCGAAGACCCCAGCGAGCUCCCCCGAGGAAGGACACGACCUUACCACGGUCCCCAGUGGUUCAAGCCUUGCAUCUGGCACUGGAAGCCCCACAGUCAGGGGGAUGCCCACCACACCAACCUCUUCUGUCACCACCAUAGCACCACAAGGAACUGGGCAGACUUCCGGCCAGAUGCCAACCAGCCCCACGCCAUCUUCCUCCACGACACUGCAGCCCAGGGACUCUUCGUCCAGUCCUGUGUCAGGAACUGUGGCCACACCUGCUGUUGGGGGAGACACCCAUUUCAGCACUCCUUUGGCUUCAACUGUCCCCCAAGGCCUCAGCACACCCUAUUCCACCUUGGCUCCUGGGAAACCCAAGGUAGACUGUGUGACUCCUGAAAAGCUGGACGAGAAGCUGCUCAUCCUGAACCUCACGGAAACCAGCCCCUGUGCAAAGAGCCCCCCGGCGGAUGACAAACUGGUCACACAGCUGUGCCGAGCAGUCAAGGCCACCUUCAACCCGGCUCAGGAUUCGUGCACAGUACAGCUGGCCCCUAUUCAAGAAAGCCAGGCAGUGGCAAUCAAAAAAAUCACUAUUCAAACAAAUCUCCUUCCUGAGAAUGUGUAUGAACUGCUGAAGGACAAAUGGGAUGACCUAAGAGAGGUGGGCGUCAGCCACAUGCAGCUGGGGAAUGAAGGCCCACCAGAGGAGGCCGAGGACCGCUUCAGCAUGCCGCUCAUCAUCACUAUCGUCUGCAUGGCGUCCUUCCUGCUCCUUGUCGCUGCCCUCUAUGGCUGCUGCCACCAGCGUCUCUCUCAGAGGAAGGACCAGCAACGACUCACAGAGGAGCUACAGACAGUGGAGAAUGGUUACCAUGACAACCCAACCCUGGAAGUGAUGGAGACCUCCUCUGAGAUGCAGGAGAAGAAGGUGGUUAACCUUAAUGGGGAGCUGGGGGACAGCUGGAUCGUCCCUCUGGACAACCUGACCAAGGAUGACCUAGAUGAGGAGGAAGACACACAUCUCUAAUUGGGUCUGCUGGCUGCUUCAACAGGGCCACACGCUCCAGACUGACCACCCGAAGUGCCAUUUGGACAGAGGAGGAGAAUUCCUCCCUGUUUGAGGAGGGAAAGACUGGGGGAGGAAGAGUGAACUUCAAGGGUUGCUACCUCCCAAUUCCCACAGGGCCUUAAUUUUUCCCUUUUCAAGCUGAUCAUAUCAUAUUCUAUCUAGAUCCCUCUUGUAAAGUUACCCACUAGUGCCUGAGCUCAGCGCUGCUGGAGGACAAGAAGGAGGGAGAUGAAGGAAGAGCCACGGAAGGGUCCUCAGAGACCCACUAGCAGAAUAUCCUCAUGUCCUGAGUUGACUGAAGAGGGCAGGUGACUUGCACAAGGUCACAGUUACUUGUUGACAGAUUCCUCCCUUCACUCCAGGGCUCAUCUGUACCAAGCACACUGCUGUGUUCACUUGUGCCCUCUUUCCAGGCAGAGCUGCCCUGGGCAGGGGUGACCACUCCAAUAGUAGGUGGGCUGGGAAGGAGAGCCGGCCUGUACCCUUCUCAGUGGGAUCUAUAUUAUAAGGACAGGUCCCAUGUUUCAGUCUCCUCCUCCUCCAGCUUCGUCUGCCAGUACCCCUCUCCCUCCCCUCCUCUUUACCCCUUUCACUCAAUUCUUAGUUCCACUCUGCCCCAGGGCGCCAGGGAUCAGCACAGGUCAUUCAUCACCUUGAACCCCUUUUUCUGGACUCUGUUUUCUUUGCAUCCAUUUAAUGAUGCAGAGGCCUCCCAGUGUGCACGAGGCCCGCUUAAGGGAGCAGUGGGUAGGUGAAGAGGGGAGCUUCUCAUCCCAGGGUGGCCUCCUCAUGGCAGCUGAUUCGGGGCUCAGCAACCACACUGGCCCACAACCCAAGCACCCCUCGAAGACAGAUGCUCUCCAAGAUCUCCUUUGGCUUUCUGCUCCCACCAGGGAUUAGAAUCUGCAGGAGCCACAGAAAGUAAGAUUUUUUUUUUAAAGUCACUGCUCAGCCAAUGGGAUGAAUCCCCCAAGGCCCAACAAGAAAGAGCAAUAGUGGUAGGACAGACCUGUCCCAGGCCCCAACCCCCACCCGGAUCAGCAGAGGUGUGUCUGAGCAGACAAUCCAUUGAAACUGCUGGCAGACAGGUGUUACUGUUUCAUAGGAAACUCAGGGACUUUUCAAGUUGCUGAGAGUUUUGUUGUAUUUGUUUGUUUGUUUGUUUUUUGUUUUGUUUUGUUUUUUAAUUCAGCACUCCACCGUCAAAGGCCAAAUCUCCAGCUAAGGGAGACUUAGUUAGCUCACCUCAUGGAUUCCAAUUCUCCUGUGCCACAGAGAAAGGCCCAGAACAUGAGUGCAUUCUAAGGUGCCUGACUUCCCACUCUCCUGGCAUGGAGCUAGGCCCUGCUGUUUCCUCUCCCCUGUGUUGCUGGUGGGGCUACUGCAGUUCUGUUUCUGGUGGCAUCUCAGGGAAACACAAAGCCAUGUCUAGUCCCCAGCACAGGGUUUUCUAGGCUCAGCAGUUAGCUGCCUUGUAGAAGGCACCUGAGGAUGGGGCAUAGUGAGGCUUUUCCUGGUUUUCUGAGGAGGGGAAAUCCUGCAUGGAAUUUUGAACCCGGCCAUGGUCUGUAUGUUCCUGGGCAUAAAUUCCCUGGAACCAACUAUCUGCUUUGGGACAGUUUUAUUUUUAAAAAGGUGGGGGAUAUAGGAGGACGGUCUCCCCCUGCGUCCUCCUCUGUGGCCUGUAGCCAUUCAAUAUCCUAGGGAACAGGAAGUCCAGGUGGUCAUGGAGGGCACCCAGGAAGUUUUCCAAGAGCUGGAGAGAUGCUAGGUUAGCAGGAUCCAAAAGCAUUUGCCCUGCUCUUCUGACACUAGUAUUUGGAGGUGGGCAGGAUGGGGAACAGUACCAGUCUGAGGAGAAAUAGAGGAAGUGUUGGGACUCUGGAGAGAAAUCUGUUUGCUUCCUUUCUGCCCAGUGGGUUUCUGUCAUGGUCUCUGUGUGAGGCCAGACUGGAUUAUUGCUCUUGCUGAUUGUGGGUCACAUUCACCAACGAGGGCAUUUGAUAGAGAUAGCAAAUAUUGCUUCUGCAAACUGAUCAAAGGGUGCAGCCCCCAGGCCUCUCAGAGAGAGUUGAUGACUGUGAAGACAAGGGAGCAGAAACCAUACCUGGACAGGGGCAGCGACCACAGCUCUGUCGAGGGAAAACCUGGGGAAGCCUUGGGCUGACUGGGAGGUUCCUUCUUUCUGUGUAUCCAACUUGUGCCUCCAGUAGAACUUCAGGGUCUGACACCUGGCCUGGGCUUGCUCUUGCUGCUAGGACACCUGUGUCAACAGGCCACGCUGCCAGCAUCUGGAAAAGUCAUCUUCCUAUGUCUUAAUAUAUUGAGUCAGAGUGCUGUCUGAUAAUUCAGAUUCUGGGGCCGAGAAGAGAGGAUAGCAACACCAGGGGCUCAGCAAGACUUUGUACAGUUGUACCAAAGAAUUUAGGAAUUCCCUAUCGGUGGCAAACUGUUGUUUCCCCACACUGCAAAAAACAUGAGUCUGAUGAUUUCCCAAGCUACAGAAACCACAGGCUGAUGAUUUUGACUAGCUGCAACCCAGUGGGCAGCAUGCUGCCAUGUGAGUGGGAGAGAAGCAGGACAGAAGAACCUGCAGCAGAAGGCAGAAUACAGGUCUAAUCUAGUAGACCCCGCUUCUCCAUGAGAAAAACUAGUGGAAGACUUGUUUAAACCAUUUCUUGAGCUUUAUCUUUUUUUUUUUUUUUUUUUUGACAAUGUACUGGAGAAACUUUGAAGAACAAAUUCAAUCUGAUGUAUAGAUAUACAUAUUUUUGACAUGUAAAUACAACAGCCACAUUAAUUUGCUGCACUGCUUUAAGUAAGUAUACUUUGAAACAACAUCCAUUAGCUAAGGGAGAUGGCUAGGCUUUCUUUUUUCUCUGAACAAGAAUGUAAAUGUCUAACUAGAAAUGACAAGUUUUGUCUUACUAGAUUCAAGAAGACAGGCUGGGGACAAAAUAUUUGUCUUGCAGACUGGGCAUUUUCAUUUUAAAAUAUGAUCCCAUUCCAAUAAGGGCUGGGGUCAGGUGCACUAAUUGGAGAGUGACACUCUGGUCACAGGGACAGAGAUGUAGAGAUCUAGUCCAGUUUUUUUCCACGACAAAUCUGAAGCCCACACAGGUAAAGUGACAGAAACAGGAUUAAAGCCUGGAUCCACAGAUUAUCCUAUGCUGUGUGCCUCUAAAGAAACCAGGGAACUGAAGACUGCCACUUGCAGGCAGGUUGACACAGGACACCAUUCCUUCCCCCAAACCACCCGAACAAGGCCAGGGACGCAGAGUAACAUAAACGAAAGCCCCGCUAGACUCAACAUUCCGGAGUCAUAUAGAUCUAAGAAGUAAAUGAGCGAUUCUUCCACCAAGAAACUGUUUAGUGAGCUCUCACUUAGGAAACCUACUAGCAGAGGAGGAUCAAAGGGAACAAGACAGGGAAGGCAGCGCAAGAGAAAACCAGAGCCUAGCUUUUGUAAAUGUGGCGCUGAUUCCCGACACCCAGCGAAAGCAGGGGAUUACUAUUUCAUGGGGUUUGUUUUUAUUAGUGAAUGUUAAAACAGUUUGCCCAGGAGACUGGGGGAGCAUGUGUCUUAGUGGACAGGGGUCUGAAGUACACUGGAAAAAUACUGAGAAACUUGUUUGUAAAGACUAUCGUUAAUUAUUGCAUUUUUCUUACAAAAAUAUAUUUUGAAAAAUUGUACACUGUUAAUUAAAAUGCUUUUCUGUAAGCUGG